AUGGCGGAUAUUGGUUCUUAUAAAAAACACAAAAGCAAUCAGUCUAAUGUGACAGGCAGUGUAAGAGCGUCGAAAUUGUUUUCGCCCUUCAGAAUUAUUGGUAAUGUAACUAAUGAGGUGCCUUUUGCUGUUGGGACACUUGGAAGCACUUUUUAUGUUGCGACCAGUGUGGGUAAAUGUUUUCAAAUUUAUGAUGCCAGCAAUCUUCAUUUGUUAUUUGUUGCAGAGAAAGAGGUCGAGUCGAAAAUUAGCUGUUUAGCUGCACAUUUCCAUCAUUUAUACGUCGGGUAUGGAUCCAAAGUCGGCGUGUACAAAAGAGGCAGACAGGAGCAUCUAAUUGAACUACCGGAGGAAUCAGAAGGAGGGGGUGACGUCAAGGUGUGCACGAUACGUAUUUUCGGUGAUUUUCUGUGUGUGUCUGCUAGUAACAACACUGUCUAUGUUUUUAAGAAAGCGGCAUCUGAUGAUAAAGUUCCCACGCAGUUCUAUACGAAAUUUACCAUUAAUAAGUUGCAAGGGGGAGAAAUCGUGAGCUUAAUCCACUUGCCAACAUACUUGAAUAAAUUGGUUGUGGUGACUAAGUCGAACUUAUUGUUGUACAAUGUUCGUAGCAGGAAGCUACUGUUUACUUCAGACGAAUUCUCUGUGCAAAUAUCUACAGCAGAACCCGCGCCUGCAUUGGAUAUAUUGGCCCUAGGUUCAAUAUCUGGUGAAGUUUUACUGUUCAAUAUGAAGAAGGGUCGUAUUAUGCGCUCUAUUAAAUUGCUGGUACCAGUCUCUUCCAUAUCUUUCAGAACCGAUGGCUCAGCACACAUAUCUGUCGGUUCAUCAAACGGUGACCUGAUUUUCUACGAUUUAAAUCGCUUUACCAGAAUUCAUAUUCUAAAGGGGAUCCAUAAGGAAGGCGAGGGUGGUGUUGUCAAGGCUUGCUUUUUGAAUGGGCAGCCUAUAGUUGUGACAUCUGGUGGCGACAAUCAACUUAAAGAGUUUGCAUUUGAUCCAUCUCUAUCACAGAGCGAUGGGGAAACUGUUGUACAACCUCCCAGACUGUUGCGUUCUAGGGGUGGACACUCUCAACCACCUUCUUGUAUUAUGUUUGCAGACAAGCAAAGCCAUUUUUUGCUUUCAGCCUCAAAAGACAGGUCCUUGUGGGGGUUUUCUUUGCGUAAGGAUGCCCAAUCUCAAGAACUUUCCCAGAGACAACAUAAGAAUAAAGAUGGAUCGAGAAUAGCGGGGAUUACUAUGAAAGAAAAGCUUCCAGAAAUCAUAACGAUGGCUAUCGAGAAUGCAAGAGAAGGCGAAUGGGAUAAUAUUAUUACCGGAAAUAGAGGUGAGAAGUUUGCCCGAACAUGGAAUUCUAAAACAAAAAGAAUAGGGAGAUGGACCUUGUCCACUUCGGAUGAUGGCUUUGUCAAGAGUGUCGCAAUAUCUCAGUGUGGGAACUUUGGCUUUGUUGGCUCUUCUAAUGGAAGCAUUAAUGUCUAUAAUUUACAGAGUGGUUUAAAACGUAAGAUUUACAAACUUCAUAAUAAGGCUGUCACAGGACUUGGUAUAGACGGGAUGAAUAGAAAGAUGGUGUCUUGUGGUCUCGAUGGCAUAGUUGGAUUUUAUGACUUUAACAGCAAUUCCCUAUUAGGAAAGUUAAAACUUGGUUGCCCAAUUACACAUAUGGUAUACCACAGAUCUUCUGAUUUGUUCGCGGUUGCAUUAGAUGAUUUUUCUAUUUUUAUUAUUGAUUCUCUAACACACAAAGUUGUCAGGCAAUUAUGGGGCCAUUCAAAUAGGAUAACUGCUUUUGAUUUUUCACCAGAUGGCAGAUGGGUUGUUUCUGCAUCAUUAGAUUCUACUAUUAGAACUUGGGACCUACCGACUGGCAGUUGUAUUGAUGGUGUUAAAUUAGAUAGCGUUGCAACAAGCUUGAAGUUUUCCCCAACUGGAGAGUACCUUGCAACUUCACAUGUUUUUGGUAAUGGAAUAUCUAUUUGGACUAACAGAGCACAAUUCAAAGCAAUUUCAACCAGAAUAAUUGAUGAAGAGGAGUUCCACAAACUUUUGUUGCCAAAUGCUUCCCAAGAAGGUGGUGUUUCAAUGUUAGAUGGUGCAUUUGAAGAAGAUGAAUCAGAAGAAGAUCUUACUUUUGGUAAAUAUGAUUCAGUUGAACAAAUCAGUGAUGAUCUUGUAACCUUGUCCUUGGGUCCAAGGAAUAAAAUGGGUACAUUACUUAACUUAGAUGUGAUAAAAAAACGUUCCAAACCAAAGGAGCCGCCAAAGAAGGCUGAAGGUAUUCCUUUUUUCCUACAACUGCAAGGUGAGAAAGUAGGAGAUGAUGCCUCUGGUAGAGAGGGAGUCGAAUAUAAAGAUCCUGCCGCCAUUUUAGCCCAGCAAGAACUUGAGAGAAGAAACCUUGAUGCACAAGAACAGUUACGCAAGUUUAAACCUACAGGUAAUAUAGGGUUUGAAUCUAAGUUCACUAAAAAAUUAAGAGAAAGUGCAGAAUCUCAAGACUAUGAAAUAAUUUUGAAAAUGUUAGUUGCUAUGCCUCCAUCCGCUAUUGAUUUGGAAAUCAGGUCAUUAAAUGCUUUUGAACCAUUUGACGAAAUAGCAUGGUUCAUUGAUGCCUUGGCGCAUGGUUUGCGGACUAAUAAAAACUUUGAGCUUUACGAAGUCUUUAUGUCUUUGUUGAUUAAGAUACACGGUGAUGUAAUAAAUGCUAAUAACAAAGACGACAUGAUAGCUAAUGCAUUAGAAAAUUGGAAUAAAGCUCACAUACAAGUUGAAAGGUUGGAUGACUUAGUUAAAUUCUGUUCAGGUGUUAUAAACUUUGUUACUACUGGCUAA
Molecule: messenger RNA, 2838 nt
Organism: Eremothecium cymbalariae DBVPG#7215
Lineage: Eukaryota; Fungi; Ascomycota; Saccharomycetes; Saccharomycetales; Saccharomycetaceae
Gene: UTP21
Product: rRNA-processing protein UTP21
Exons: 1
Coding region: 1-2838 (945 amino acids)
Biological process (GO): rRNA processing
Cellular component (GO): small-subunit processome; Pwp2p-containing subcomplex of 90S preribosome
Molecular function (GO): protein binding
Source: RefSeq, a predicted model, not a curated record